AUGGACUCAGGCCAUGGAGGCUGCGACAGCGUCAUAGCGCCGAGACUGACCCCUGCGCCCGAGGGAGGCCCGGAGAGACCCGAGUUUGCACCGUCAAGCAGCUGGCUGGCUUUCGCCCAGGCCGGCCCACCUUCCGUGUUGCCCCUGCAGGUCAUCAGCGAGCUGAACGGAAAAAAUAUCGAGGACGUCAUCGCCCAGGGGAUUGGCAAGCUGGCCAGCGUGCCCGCCGGAGGGGCUGUAGCCGUCUCUGCCGCUGCCGGCUCUGCGGCACCUGCAGCCGGUGCUGCCCCCGCUGCCGCAGAGGAGAAGAAGGACGAGAAGAAGGAGGAGUCUGAGGAGUCGGACGACGACAUGGGCUUCGGCUUGUUUGAUUAGCUGGCCCCCACCACCAGCCCCUGCGCCCUCGGAGGAGGGGAGCUGCGUGCAGCCCGGCCGCGACCGCGCGGAUCUUUGUUACAUAAAAGUGCUUUUCCACAUGU
This is a messenger RNA of Condylura cristata (star-nosed mole), 479 nucleotides long. RefSeq names its product ribosomal protein, large, P2 (gene RPLP2). Gene Ontology annotation, cellular component: ribosome; cytosolic large ribosomal subunit. Gene Ontology annotation, biological process: cytoplasmic translational elongation. The coding region runs from base 1 to 375 and encodes 124 amino acids. The transcript has 4 exons. The record is from RefSeq and is a predicted model, not a curated record. Lineage: Eukaryota; Metazoa; Chordata; Mammalia; Eulipotyphla; Talpidae. Gene Ontology annotation, molecular function: structural constituent of ribosome.